Messenger RNA from Hylaeus anthracinus, 6411 nucleotides. It is a transcript of the gene Dap160, whose product is annotated as intersectin-1. The record is from RefSeq and is a predicted model, not a curated record. The transcript has 38 exons. NCBI's taxonomy places the organism in Eukaryota, Metazoa, Arthropoda, Insecta, Hymenoptera, Colletidae. Gene Ontology annotation, molecular function: protein binding; calcium ion binding; guanyl-nucleotide exchange factor activity. Gene Ontology annotation, biological process: positive regulation of Rho protein signal transduction. The coding region runs from base 707 to 6376 and encodes 1889 amino acids.
UCGAAUUGAAUGAAAUUAUUCGUUCCUGAGGACUGCCUCCUAUCAACAUCAUAAACUACUUAAUAAAAGUGAAUGAUCUGUUGUACUCCGUGGGUUGUACAGGGCGAAUCACGUAUUUUGUCCAUCUUCGGUACUUUCAUUGUUUGUGGAAUUAUCUAAAUUUCAGAUAAUUUGCUUUUGGACAGACUGUGUCACAUUUGUUUAUGAUCAGUCGAUGAAUAAUUAAUAUAAAUCGCGAUAAAAAAUGAUUUAGAUGACUCGACCAGUGUCGAAAAUGAUCAGGAAGGAACGAGUUACACGGCUCAUCCUGUAUACUUACACUUGACCUCUUGCCAAGUCUCAUGCUCCCGCGAUUGAUUAUUGAUUCAUGCAGACGAUAUUGUUUGAUAGCAUGGAGAGAAGUGCAUGAUUGCGCAUGGCAUUGUUAGUUCGAGUAAACCCAAUUGAGUCGAAACAAGAUCGAUGCUCCCGUAAAGGUUAUACGAAUUAUCUAACGAUAGAUGCAAAUUUCUACUGAUUGUGUUUUACAUUUUCAUCGCGAUAACGUUACAUAUCGUGCUUCACAUCGUACGUCUUCACUUGUAUUUAAAAUAAUCGUUUCGCGUCGUGUGCACCUAUCUAGAGCGGGUACGAAACAGAUGUAGCCAAGGACGCGUCGAGCACAGACCGCUCAUUUAACUUGGUGGUCACCCGCGGGUGAACAGAGAUGGCCACCCCGCAAACUCCCGAUAUGGAUCAUUGGGUGGUCCAACCCAUGGAACGCGCUAGGUACAGGGAACAGUUUGAGUCUUUAAAGCCCAUCAAUGGUGUUGUCACAGGAGAGCAAGCAAAACAAUUUUUGCUCAAGUCUCGGCUUUCACCUGCCAUCCUUGGUGAAAUAUGGGCUUUAUCGGAUACAGAUGCAGAUGGCAAGAUGGAUAUAAAUGAAUUUAGUAUUGCAUGUAAAUUAAUUAACUUAAAAUUACGUGGCUUUGAGAUUCCUAAAUCAUUGCCACCUGUUUUGGUGCGAAGUUUGAAAUUGCUUGCUGCUAGUGAAAGUAGCGCAACAAAUUUAACAAAUGGGGCUGCCAAUAUUCCACAACAGAAUAAUGUUGCAUCUUUAGUGAAUUUAACUGGUCCACCACCGGUACAGGUGCAACCCUUAAUCGGUGGAAUGCCCAUGGCUGGAUCCGUUCCACGUCCUCUUAUCGGUCCUCCGCCGACAAAUGGGCCGCUACCUGGACACGGUAUUAGACCCGCUUCGCCAAUGACGUUACCAGCAUCACGACAAAGUAGACAGAAUGUGGCUGCCACUACACAUGCCACAACUCACACAGCGUCAAAGCCACCUGCUCGACCUGCACCACCCUCUGUGGGAAUCGUGCCUUCUGCAACUACUACUACUACUACUACUACCACUACCACCACUCCUAGUGGUGGUCCUCCUCAAAGACCUGCACCGCCUACGAAUAUUGGGGCAAAUUUUUCACCUGCAAUCAGUGGUCCUCCCCCAAAACCUGCACCACCUUCGUUUCCUAAUAGCCCUGUUGCGGCUGGAAUUUCACCAGUUACAGUUCCACCUAUAUCUGCCACAGCAAUUGUUCCACCAGGUCAGCCGAUACAACCAAUGGCUACAGCUGCCAUAGAUUUACUUGAUCUUGAGUUACCAGGCAUGUCCACAGGAGCUCCAAUCGCACCGUUAAAUACAAAUCCAACUCCAAUUGCCGCUUUUGGUAUGGGUCAAGCAAUGCCAAUGCAACCAUUAGGUCCUGGCAUGGUUGCACCGAUUACAGUUGGCUCUACUAUCGUACCAUCUGUUGCGCCAAUACCUACUGGGGCUGGUGUAGUAGCAACUCCUCCAGCCGUAGGUUUACCAUUAGCGUCAGCACCCACAGUGAGUGGUACAUUAGUAAACGGCGUAAUUGCUCAAACACCCGUUUCCACAAGUACACCAGUGAGUACAACAGCGCGCCCACCAAGUAUAGAUAGAGUGGGUUCGAUCGAUUCCCAGCAUAGUCAGCAUUCAGUUGGAUCUCCACAGCCUGUAGAAUGGGCUGUACCUCAUCAAACAAAAUUAAAAUAUACUCAGUUAUUCAAUAUUUGGGAUAAGACACGGUCUGGAUUUUUGUCUGGUCCUCAAGCUAGAAAUAUUAUGGUACAGUCGCAGUUGCAUCAACGUGUGUUGGCAGACAUAUGGGCGCUAGCGGACAUGGACUCGGACGGUCGUUUAAGUUGCGACGAAUUUGUAUUAGCAAUGCAUUUAUGUGAUGUAGCUAAGCUUGGCGAGAAGAUACCUACUACUCUUCCGAUAGAGCUUAUUCCACCUGCGUUCAGACGUCAAAGACAGAGUAGUUUGACCCUUCCGCAAGCUGGAACAGAGAACAUGGAUCCAUCAGCUGGUAUGCCACAGACGUCCUUCGAAGAUAAGCGUAAAGAAAACUUUGAGAAAGGACAAGCAGAAUUAGAGCGUAGGCGUAAAGCUUUGUUAGAAAUUCAACGUAAAGAACAAGAGGAACGCGAACGAAAAGAGAGGGAGGAGGCUGAAAAACAAGAGAAAAUCAGACUGGAACAAGAGAGACGUAGACAAGCGGAAAUUGAAAAGCAAAUGCAAAGGCAAAAAGAGAUCGAACAGGAAAAAGAAGAACAACGAAAACGAGUGCACGAGCAAAGGGAAGCUGCGCGAAAAGAAAUGGAGAGACAACGGCAAUUAGAAUGGGAAAAACAAAAAUCACAGGAACUUCAGGCUCAGAGGCAAAAGGAACAAGAUGUAUUGCUUAAGUUAAAAGCAAAAAAUCAUACCCUAACUAUCGAACUCGGAACACUUAACGAUAAAGUAAAAGAAUUGUCGCAAAAAAUUUGUGACACCAGAGUAGGCGUUUCUGGCGUGAAAACAACGAUCGAUGGUAUGCGGUCGACGCGCGACGCACAAUUGCAAGAGAUGGCUGCCUUAAAAAAUAAACUCCGCGAACAAAACCAAAGAUUGUUGACUUUGAGUCAAGAGAAAGCUCGUAUUGAAGCAAAGAACAAGAUGAAUUCGGCUAUGGAAUCCGCGAAUCAGGAAGCUAUCAAAAUAGCGUUCGACAAUAAACAAAUUACUCUCAAACAAAUGAAAGAUAAGAUUGCUGACUUGCAACAGCAGAUUGAAACGAAAAUGGCCGACAUCGAAAAUAAUAAUGGCCAGCUACAAGAUGUCAAAACGCAAAUAAAAAAUUUGACAACCGAUUGUAAAAAUCUUCACGUUUCGUUCGAAGAUAAGAAGUUAAAAGUGUUAGAACUCAGAGGUAGUACUGGAACUACCGACUACACCACGUCCGCGUGGGGCGACACUGCUUGGAAUGACACUACGGGAGUAGUUAACGACUGGCCUGUCGAUGAUGUCCCUACGACUAACGAAGUCGAAGAAAUUACUCCAGGAGUCAUGAAAUAUAGGGCUCUCUACGAGUUUGUGGCCAGGAAUCAAGAUGAAAUAUCAUUCCAACCUGGCGAUAUUAUCUUGGUGCCGCCUGUUCAAAACGCAGAGCCAGGAUGGAUGGCUGGAGAAAUUCGAGGACACACCGGUUGGUUCCCUGAGUCUUAUGUAGAACCAGUGGAUGUCGGAAGCGGAACUGAGAAUGCUUUUGUACAGCAAGAUAGUGUUGAAAAGAGAACCCUAGAAGGUAUCGCUGAAGUCCCCGAGAAUGUAUCCGACGCGGGAUCGCUAGGUGGCGAACCUCCCGCUGUUGAACCGAUCGUACCUACCUUUGGAUUGGGUGUAGCUUGCGAUAUACAAGUAACAACUCUGUUUCAGUACCGCCCUACAACAGAACAACAUCUUCCCUUUGAGAAAGGAGAUAUUAUUAACGUCAUUGAACAGCAGGGUGAUUGGUGGUAUGGUACAUCUAGUACCGAAGAGAAGGGUUGGUUCCCCAAAUCGUACGUCAAAGAAAUUACUUCUAAUCAAGCCGCGGUGGUCGAAGGCCUCAACGAGUACCACAUGGCUCUGUAUCCGUAUACUUCUGCCGAAUCAGGGGACCUAACGUUUAAUCAAGGCGAAAUUAUAUUGGUUACUAAGAAGGAAGGCGAUUGGUGGACAGGCACUAUCGGAGAUAGGACCGGGAUUUUCCCUGCCAAUUACGUAGAAAAAUGUGAUGCCCCGGAUCAGGGUGCCCCUGUAGCUACUAACGUGUCCGAAACAAACGUGACUACUACGAUGCCCGCAGAUACAACCACGAGUAACAUCGAAGCAGAGGUUUCAGUUGUUCAAAUACCAUUGCAAGCGACAAAAACUGCUGAGCAGCUCGAAGAUGAAAGAGCAGCCGCAGAAGAUAGAGCAGAGCUGCCAGAUUUUACUGCAAUGGCUUCACAGCAGCGGGGAAGGAAACCUGAAAUCGUACAAGUUAUCGCACCGUACCAAGCCACUAGUUCCGAGCAAUUAGAUUUACAGAAAGGACAGUUAAUAAUGAUACGCAAGAAAACGGAUAGCGGUUGGUGGGAAGGAGAAUUACAGGCGCGCGGUAAGAAGAGACAAAUUGGUUGGUUCCCCGCAUCUUACGUUAAGGCUUUGACCAGUAGCAAUCGAAGUACACCCAUUUCCCAUGGAUAUCAAGAAUCUCCCACAGAUCCAAGUGUUGAACGUGUUAUGGCGUUAUACCCGUAUCAAGCACAAAACGAAGACGAAUUGAGCUUUGAAAAAGGCGAUGCUAUAAUUGUGCUUGCAAAAGACGAAGAAGCAUGGUGGAAAGGCGAGUUGAACGGCGCGUCCGGUGUAUUCCCCAGUAAUUAUGUAUCUCCCAUGUUUAAUGAGACGACAACUGACCUCGUAAUGGGUGGAUUGGAUUCAAUGGAAAGAAAGCGUCAAGAAUACAUCAAAGAGCUUAUUACAACUGAGCAAGCAUAUAUAGAAGAUAUGAGACUUGUACACGAGGUGUUUGAGAAGCCUCUUAUCGAAAGUUUAGUUUUAACUGUAGACGAAGUGGACAAAAUAUUUGUUAAUUGGAGGGAUAUUAUUGCCUGUAACGAUAACUUUUUGAGAACAUUACGGAUACGACGCGAUAACAGUGAAGGAGGGGUUGUGAGAAUGAUUGGAGACAUUUUAUGCGAAAAUAUACCAAGAAUGUCUGCUUAUAUCAGAUUUUGCAGCUGUCAGAUAUCUGCUGCUGUUUAUCUUCAGCGACUGACCGAGACUGUCCCAGACUUUGUAAAAGUUGCGCAUACCUGUCAACAAGAUCCGCGCACAAAAGGAAUGCCUUUAAGUUCCUUUUUAAUAAAACCAAUGCAGAGAAUAACAAAAUACCCUCUGAUUAUCGGCAAAAUUUUAGAAAACACACCAGUCAAUCAUCCUGAUCAACAAUAUCUCCAGGAAGCAUUGGCUAAAGCAGAAGAAUUUUGUACUCAGGUAAACGAAGGAGUCCGAGAGAAAGAGAACAGUGAUAGAUUAGAAUGGUUACAAACGCACGUGGCUUGCGAUGGUCUCGAGGAACAACUUAUCUUUAAUUCGUUAACCAAUUCUUUAGGUCCACGAAAACUUCUACACUAUGGUAUACUUCAUAAGGCAAAAAGCGGAAAGGAACUCGUUGGAUUUCUCACAAAUGAUUUUCUACUUUUCGCGCAACCGUUACUUAACAAAAAAUUAUUGUAUGGACAACAAUUUUCAUUUGACCGAAAUGAACAUCAGAAGUUCAAGAUGUAUAGAAAGCCAAUAUUUCUAAAUGAGUUAUCGUUCCUAGGAGAUUCAGAUACAAAUGGAAAUGUUAGCUUAAAUUGGGGUGAGAGUACAGAGAACUCGACUAAAACGCUUAGGUUAAGGGAUCAGAACCAGAAGAAGCCGAUAAUAUUGCUAGCACCAUCCCCAAGCGAAUGUUCUCUGUGGAUGAAAAGAAUUACAGAAGCAAGAAAGAAAUUUUUGGAAAACGAGAAGACCCGAUUACAAAGACAAAAAUCGAAGCAAGCGCAGUUUGGAGCGUGUGGCAGAAUUCUCGUUACAGUGCUUGAAGGCUUCAAUUUAAAGACAAUACCUGUUCGCAGGAGACGACCCGAGGGCAGACUUUGGUUAGUACUCGAAGAAGCUGAAGAUCUUAUUAUACCCAAGAAAGGCAAGUGCAAUACAUUCUGCAAAGUGAGUAUGGGUUCGCAAGAAGAAAGAACGGGUGUCGUAUCGGGUACCGAUUGUCCUAUGUGGGAUGCAUCCAUGCAAUUUCAAGUGAAGGAUUUAGUCGAAGAUACUUUGUGUAUUACAGUAUUUGAUAAGGGCUAUUACAGCCCCGAUGAAUUUCUCGGUCGAGCGGAGGUAAGGGUCGCCGACAUAAAGAGAGACAGCAGAGACUCGUGUGGACCAAUUCAAAAACGUAUUCGAUUGCGCGAAGUUGAGAAAGGCACAGUCGUAUUAAAGUUGGAUCUAAGACUGUUUGGAAAUCGAUAAACAAACAUUGUUUACGUUCACAGGUAAACAGCUAU